This is a messenger RNA of Paramisgurnus dabryanus, 2856 nucleotides long. RefSeq names its product transmembrane protein 42b (gene tmem42b). The record is from RefSeq and is a predicted model, not a curated record. NCBI's taxonomy places the organism in Eukaryota, Metazoa, Chordata, Actinopteri, Cypriniformes, Cobitidae.
CAGCAUCCACACACACGCGCGCGCGCGCGCACCCAGACAGAAAUGUGAGUUGUUGAGUUGAUGUGUUGAGAUGAUCGUCAUGUUUCCCGGUGUCGUCUAUGCACUGCUGGCCGGGUUCCUCGGUGCCGUGGCGAGCUCGUCCGCCAAACUGUCUCUCGGUACCGAUUAUCUGAAGGGCGUGUGUGAGACGGGUCUGCGGACGUGGGGUGAGCAGAGGAGAUUCACACAAGACAACGAGACCACCGCCUGUGACUGGUUACACAUCCCACUCAGACUGUUGUGUGGAGGUCUGUUGUUCACCUGUAAUGCUGUGAUGUGGACGUUCCUGGCGAAGGCUCUCCGUAGCUCCUGUUCAUCUACCCACACCACUGUGACCACAACGGCAUCCAACUUUAUCUCAUCUGCAUUUCUGGGGCAGCUAAUAUUUGGAGAGACCCACAUUGCUCUGUGGUGGGUGGGCAUUUCACUAACUCUCUCUGGUCUUCUGGUGCUACAUCACAAUUCUCCACAUCUCACCCAAUCACACGCCAACAAGAGAGACGAAUGAUGCAAACAUGUCAACAGAUGACACAAUGCCUGUAGAGGAGCGUUUAUCAGAUUAAUAGUCCGAUGGAUUUUAUAAACAUAUCAGAUAUAACUCCAGGUAAAAGUAGCAUUAACCACAACAACAUUAUUUAACUUACUGAACUGUUUAUGUCAGAUUUAGGUUUUUUAAUUGUUUUAGUUCAAUGCACCAAAGUUGCUCAAUAUAUUUAAGGUUAAAUUUAAAGAUUGAGAGUUCUGUAUCACACAUGUAAAAAAUCUCAUCUCAUGCCAAAGACAAAUAUAUUGAAUCAACUGGUGCAGUAAAAUAGAUCAGAGGAAUCUCAUGAAAACUUUGUCUCAUAUUUCAGCCCAACAUCAAAGAAAUUAUAUUUUGCAUAAAAAUAGUCUAUUUUAGCAUCAUUAAAAUAUAUAAUGAAGCACAUUAACAUGCAUUCUUGUCAUGCAAAAAAAUGAUCUUAUCACUGUAAUGCAUGUUUCACUAUAAUGAGCUUAAUAGUCAUAAAAACAAUGUCACUGCAAGUAAUGCAUUAAUGCUGCAAAAUGUAAACAUAUAUAGGUGGUUUCCCGGACAGGGUUUAGAUGUGUUAAGAUGUCAGUGCAUGGUGUUUUUAAAUGAAAGCAGCUCAAACAUGCAUUUUAUUCUAGGACUAAAAGCCCUGUCGGGGAACACCACCCCAUAGUUUUGAUUUUGGGUUAAAAUAUCCAACCUGGUGAGAUUUCAAAAAGACGACAAAGUUUUUCUCUCUAAAGUAAGUCAUAAUCGAUUUGACAAGAAAUUUGGUAAUAUAUAGAAAUGAAAGCUAAAUAUUCAGUCUGGCUAUUUUGAUAUUUUAUAGCCUUCAUGACAUCACUUCCUGUCACUUGUGCCUGAGUUUCCCCCGAGCAGAAAUGAGAAAACAUCACAUAGACUCAUGAAGUGAAUGUUCUUCAACACUGUGAUCUGUGUGUGUUUGUGUGGAGGGAGACGGCGCAAUAAUAACAACAAACCUCUCCAACUGUUGCAAUAUCACAUGAGACGAUGCUUUUUCAGAUAUAGCUCUCAUAUCUUAUGCAUGCAGGCAUCGAGUGAUGUGAUAUGAGACACUUUCUGUAGCUGUAUGAGUGAACACAAACCAAAAUCUCUUCUUCAGCCUCAUCUACAGACGCGAGAUGUUAGAUAAAAACUGCUCGUAUCAUCUUAGAGUCAACAUUUACUUCUGUAAAUAGACACAAACAUCAGAUUCAAUAAGAGAAAAUGUGUGUGUCAUCAGAAUAAGUGCUAAGUGCAUUUAUUAUAGCAUGUCCAAAAUGACCCUAUUUGGGUGGGAGCAAAAACGCGUUUUCUCAAGUUAACUCGUCAAUUAAGAGAAAAUGCUUCGUUGCCAGUGACGAGUUUAAACCAUAUUUAAGAGGCGGUUAAAAAAUUAAAUAAAGGUAGGAUGAAACUUUUUUAUUUAAAGCAGAUAUAUUGUAUGUUUAUAUAUUUAAAGAAGAUAAUUUUCUGGAAGGUAUUAAACUUUUGUAAAAAUCAUAAAAAAGGAUGGCGCUGGCUGGCAACUUAUUUUAAAAUGCUGGUGGGGAAAGAGUUAAAUGCAAAUGAGCUCCAGCUCCUAACUUCCUUACAAACAGUGCUUUCAGUUCAAAUUGAUCUGAUCACAACUCGCUGAGGGUGGAAACUAUGGUAAUGCAGGGCUGUAAGUGGGCGGGGCUUUAUCAAUGUGACCUCACAUUAAUAAGCGAAUCAAAACGGCAUGUCUAAUGAGACUGCUUUGGUUUAAUGGGGAUUAAAAAACAAGGAGCGGGUGGAUUUUUUCCAUUGUAGGGUGAUUUAUGACAUUUAUGGAUUUGGCAUAAUAGGUGCGCUUUAACAGGAAUAAUGUUGACUUUAAAAACUAUGGGUGGAGUUAAAGGAGGUGUCUGUCUUAAUGGAGAAGGCUGAAGGAUGAGGUCAUGAUGUUUUUUAUUUGUUUACUUACUGUGACUUCUUGUUCUUCCUGUGUUCUGCUGGGUCUCCACUUGAAUCAAUACUGUAGUUGCAUGAACUCAAGAGACUCAUAGAGCAGCUAAAUGGUAGAUCUUGUGAAAUAAAUGGACUAACAUGCGUCGCAUGAAAGUGUAGACAUAAUGCAAAACACUUCCUGAAUCUAUUGUAAUGUGUCAGCAUUAAGUCCCAGGCAAUGUGAAGUUCAUCCUGCUGUGUUUUUAUUAUUAUAAACACAUUAUAUCCAAAUACAGUUUCUCAUGUUACAUAAGGGCGUAUCUGACAAUGAAUAUCAAAUGCAUUGUUAUAAAAAAUAACCAAUGUGUAAUAAAACUACACACUGUAUGACA